AUGUCUUCCACUCAAGAACCAGACAAGAGUCCGAACCCGCCGAUUGAAGAGGUGGAGAAGGCUGUCUCGGAGCAUUCGAACAAGGACGGCACAAUCCACCAGGCUGAGCUCGGUUUACGAGCGCACAGGAAACACUUCUUUGCGCCGUUCGACCCCGCGUACGCUGCAGCAGUGCAUCGUGAUGCUGAAAGCGUCGAAUAUACUCCAGAGGAAGAGUGGACUGUGAAGCGCAAGAUCGACAAUAGGGUCCUUCCGCUGGUUGUAUGCAGUUACGUCUUUAAUCAAUUCGAUCGAAACAAUAUUGGAAAUGCGCAUGUGCUUCCUGCAUUUAAUGCCAACUACGGCAUCACGAACAAUGAUAAAUGGACGCUGGCUUUGAGCAUUUUCUAUGUUGGCUACUGCCUACUCGAAAUCCCUGCUAAUAUCCUACAGCGCCACAUUGGGGCCAAUCGUUUCUUCUUCAUUGCUCUUAUUUUUUGGGGUUUAGCAUCCAUCUCGUUUACGUUUGGCAAAGGAUAUCCCGCGUUGAUUGCUUUAAGAGUUUUAUUGGGUAUCGGAGAAGCGGGUUAUUAUGCGGGCAUGAUCUACUAUCUUUCGUUCUGGUAUAAGAGACAUGAACUCGCCCUCCGCAUCAGUCUCUGUAUGACCGGAACUAUACCAGGAACUAUUGGAGGUCUCCUUGCUUUCGGCCUUGUUCGGGCACACACGCCCGUUCUUGAAGGAUGGCAAUUCCUAUUUCUUAUCGAAGCCAUUCCAACUCUCAUCAUGGCAUUCAUGAUCCUCUUCUUUCUUCCCUCGUUUCCGUUUUCUGCUUCCUUCCUGACCCCAAGACAACGUGCUAUCGCCCAAGCACGACUCAACCGCGACCAAAAGCCUCAAUCCCAUGGAGGAAUGAAUGGGUGGGCUGGGUUCAAGGCAAUCGUCACCGAUAUCAACUCGUGGCUAUUUACCGUGCUCUACGCAGGAUUCAAUAUUGGCGUUGCAACAAUCGCAUACUUUUUGCCCACUUUGAUCAGGAACCUCGGCUUUUCCUCUAUUAAUGCGCAAGGGUUAACGGUUGCUCCAUAUGCCGUGGGCUGGUUUAUGGUCUUGUUCCAGUCCUGGCAUAGCGAUCGUACCAAAGAUCGAGGCUUCCACGUCAUGGGGUCGUGUUCUGUCGCCUUCACUGGCUACAUCAUCCUGGCGACUACGGUCCACAGGAGCGUCGGUGCCGCUUAUUUUGCCAUGUUCUUGGUCGUAGGCGGGGUCUACAGUCUAUUCCCUCUCGUUAUGAGUUGGGCGGCAAACACAUUUUCUCCUACCUCGAAGCGUGGUGUUGGAACAGCGUUCAUCGUUUCUAUUUCCAACUGUAUCGCGAUAGCUGCACCUCAGAUCUACUUCGACCCCGAAACUGACUUCCGCAAGGGACAUGCAAUCUCUGCAGGGUGUUUAGUUCUUGCUUGUCUGAUGGCAUUCACGAUACGCACUCGGCUUUCCAUGCGUAACAAGAAGAACAGGGCUACGUUGGCUGCGUUAUCAAAAGACGAGAAAGAGAAACUUGAUGCGAAGGGAGGAGAUGUGUGGGACAAUGACCCUCGAUAUGUAUUUAUGACUUAA
Molecule: messenger RNA, 1596 nt
Organism: Cyclocybe aegerita
Lineage: Eukaryota; Fungi; Basidiomycota; Agaricomycetes; Agaricales; Hemipholiotaceae
Source: the annotation of a GenBank genome assembly